Molecule: messenger RNA, 10416 nt
Organism: Anopheles stephensi (Asian malaria mosquito)
Lineage: Eukaryota; Metazoa; Arthropoda; Insecta; Diptera; Culicidae
Product: PHD and RING finger domain-containing protein 1-like
Exons: 4
Coding region: 1109-8233 (2374 amino acids)
Source: RefSeq, a predicted model, not a curated record
UGUGUGUGUGUAUGCGUGCAUACAAAACGUCUGAUCGUCGGUGCUACAACCAAAAUCGCCAUUUUUGUCUUGCUCCAAAACCUACCCGACGUUCCGGAACCGAUAUUAGGCUGGAUUUUCUGUUGGUUGGUGCCUCUAACCGACCGCGUCGAACCAUCGACCCUUCGCCGGAAGGGUUGUGCAGCGUGCCAACGCGUCCCAGGACCGUGUUGCUGGUGUAGGGCACCCAGUUUAUCACGGUCAAAAGUCGGCUGCAAAAUCCCAGCGCAGCGCUCCGCACUGCCUGUAGCGUGUACGUGUGUAUAUGUGUGUGCGUUUGCUGUUGUGCUCUGCUGUGUGUUGCUCGAAAGACGGACUUGCCUGCCCAAAGGUUCCCUUGUUCACGCUUGUUUGCUUGUGCUUUUCGCAGCUCAACUACAUACACGCACGCACACCACAUCGCGUGAGAUCAGCAUCAUAACUGGGCGAGUUGAGUUGGCCGCACACGAAAGGUUAAGCUUUUGCAUCAACAGCUGUGGAAGACGCCCGGGACAAGAAAGUGUGGGGAGGAGCGAAGAAGCAAAGUCCCAAAAUCAAGAGAACACGACCGAAGUAGCUAUGUGUUUGACAACAUUGACCGUCGAAAACAUCUAGAGAUAGAGUUCUGGUUCAACGCGAGAAGCACCUCGUAAUCAACCCAUCUAGACGGCGGCAACCGGGAGUUACCACCCAACGAACCCCCCAAUACCCCAAUACUUCAUUGAUCAGCGAGGGAAGCAUGAGGGCACGGCUGGUCGGACGUGCGAUGACGAUGAUACUGCAACUGCAAACGAUCAAGCAACAACACAACUGUGUGCAUCCAACGUUGUAGGGGAGGAAAAGCAAGAAAGAAAGAAGAAAAAGUCCUAUUUCAGCGUCGGUGGAACAUAAAAGUGAAAAGAAGAAGACCCCACAACGUAACCCAGCGCAAAGUAAUCUCACAUGGACAGAGUUGUGGAGCUGGUCAAAGAAACGCUAUUCGUCAUGAUAUGUGGAUGUUAAUGGAAGAGCUUCAGCACGAAUUCGAAACGAAGUAGGCUCUCGGAGGUGUGAGGAGAUUGCCAACGUACGACGCGACAACCAUCGGAACAUGGCGUCGGAUACGGAGGAUGAAUUGCUGCCGACCGCAUCCGUCAGUGCGGCGUCAUCGUCCACAACGUCGGCAACAAGGGCUGGUCGACGGUUGCGGAAUCGUAACGUGCUCAAUGUAGAGGACAGUGAUAACGACAGCAGUGGCAGUGGGCCAAUCGCCGGGCCAAGUCGGCGACGGACGGUGCCGGUCGCGAAGAUGGACCUGGCAUCGGAAAGCUCGGAGUGGGAAUCUGACUGGAACAGUGACGAGGAGCAGCUGCUGGAAAAGGGUGACAAGGACGCGGUGGCGGCCGUACUGGCCAGCAAGCUCGGUUACGCCUCCGACGAAUCGAGCGGUAGUAGCAGCAGCAAUGACAGCGAGAAAUGUCCAAUCUGUCUGCUGUCACUUCACAAUCAGGAGGUCGGCGUACCGGAGGUUUGUGAACACGUCUUCUGCGCUCCCUGUAUUGAGGAAUGGUCGCGCAACGUAUCCACCUGCCCGAUCGAUCGGAAAGGCUUUGAGCUGAUCAACAUCUACACGGAUCUGGAGCGGCGACAGCAACAGAAAGAGGUCCUGCGGGUGUAUCGCGUCCAACCGAAACCGGCCGAAGGUGAAGUGGACGGGCAGGGUGCGGAAGGGGCGGCAGGGCUGGCAGCGCCGGUGGAAGACGAACUGACGUACUGCGAGGUGUGCCGCCAAGCGCACAGCGAGGAAACGAUGCUGCUGUGCGAUUCGUGCAAUCUUGGCUACCACAUGGAGUGUCUGAAUCCGCCGUUGCUCGAGAUCCCGUCCGGUUCGUGGUACUGCGAUUGUUGCUUUGCGUCCGGUUCCGACGAGGAUGACAACGAGCUGCAGGAUCUGCUGGACGAUUUGAACGAGAUCGGUGGUAUGCGGGAGUCCCGGCUGCGACAGCGCAUCCACAGCCCGUUACGCAUCGUGCGGACGCGCCAGAGCGAGCGCAUACGGGCGGCAAUUUUAACGCGAGCCGCCGCCGCGGUACGGCUGAACAUGGUCCAAAGCUCGCCGGAUGGUGCUGCCGGGCCGUCGACGGUUGCGGCCAGGGUACGUCGGCUGGCGGCCGGUUCAUCGGCACACGGCGGUAGCAGCAGUAGCAGUAGCCUGGUGGCGGUCGCCGCCCCACCACGCGCCCGCAAAACAGUCAAACGGAAGAGACGACGUCGGACGCGACGAAAAAUCCUGAGCAUGAUCAUCUCCGAGUACGACGUGGAAGACAAUGACAACGGUACGGGCGUGGGAGGGCCCGGCGAGGGGCAAAAGUUUGCGAUCAAGCGCAAAAAGUUGUACAGUACGCUGCGGAAGCUGCGCAAGAAGCGUGCAAAACGGAGGAAAAGCAGCGGAAUUGGUGGGGGAAGCAGGCGUCGUAGUGCUGCUGCUGCCGCCGCAGCUCUGGCCGCCAACGGUGAAAGUGCGGACCUGCUGCGAGCCACGAAUGCAGUGACGGAUUCGGUACAGCGGCAGCGAAUCGGUGCCGGUAUAACGCCGCUAAAGAUUUUUGGCGGCCGUAACGAUCUGGACUAUUUCAGCGACGAUGACGAUGAAGAGGAGGGUAGCAGUACCGGUGGUGGCGGUGGUGCGGGCGGGACCGCUGGAUCGACACUGGUCGCCGGCGGAGCUAUGGGGGGGUCGCGUUUGCGAAACGUCCUCGGGCGCAGGCGAGUAUUGAAGAGUGGAUUCGAAAGUUUUAGCACACCUACGCCAAGCGAAACGGGCUCAACGGCGGGAACCGAUCUGCUCGGAAGCAUUCUCGAGAGUCAGGAGCGGUGGCAUUCGCGAGAUGGUUUGCGAAACGUACGCAUCAAUGGUGGAAAAAUCGUGUUCCCCGUCGACCCAGCGAACGGCGAACGUCGGCGAGCCCCGCCAACUCCUGCCGGUCCGAGUGGUGGAAAUGCGCGAGAAUCGUUUGGAGCUGUGAAUGUAGCCGCCAAUACGCCCGGGACCGGUACGACCACUCAAUCGCUCUCGGUCACCGGUGGAAGUAGUAACGGCGGAAGCAGCACCAGCACCGGGGCUGGCGGCACUAACUCUUCCUCGAACAGUAUCGUCACCAAUGGUACUGGGGCUGGAGGUGGAGCAAGCGGUAGUAGUAGCAAUAACGCCGGCGCAUCCACCACGUACCCGGGUUCAUCCGGUACCUCCGCAUUGAUUGAUUCUCCCAUGAGCAGCAAAGCGUCUGCAACCGCUACAGCAUCAAGCAGCAAGCGCAAAAAGGACGAUGACACGGAUGAGGAGGAUGAGGCGCUACCCAAGGAAUCGAAGGCUAUUGCCGAUGGCCGACUGCCGAAAGGCCUGUCCCACCAUGAUGUGGUGGAUGAUGGAGAUGCGGAGACGGGUGCAGGUGCUGCAGCCGAAAACAACUGUCCGAAUUUCUCCGUUUACUCAUCCGAGACACUGCAGUACGCGAAAGGUGGUGGCACCGACGGAAACCAACCGUACGAUCCGCUCGACAGUGAACAGCGUACCGAUGACGAAGAGGAGGACGAUCGGUUUGCCGGCGAACGGGAUGAAGAUUUGGUGCAGCUCGACGACGACGACAUGGACGGGGAGCCGUACACGGAUGCGAAGCUCAAUUCCGCAACAAACGCUGGCGCUACUGUGAAUGGUGGGGAUGAACCUGCAGCGGCAGAAGCGGAUGCAGCUACAGACGAGAACGACGAAGGCACACCAGCCCGCGACGAGUUCGACUCCGAGAGUGACGAUGAGUUGAAGAAGAUUGAGGCAGAUUCGAGCCGUGGCGGUGCGGAUGGGCGCCGGGAGGCUGGUGGGUUGGAUGCUCUAACGCCACCACUGACGACAUCGCUCGUUGCGGCACUGGGAGCAUCCGGGGCAGCAAUGGCAGCUGCAUCGGCAAUAGCUACGGCAAACUUUGGCGCACCGGCCGGUUUGAUGGGAGCCACUGCAGAGGACGAUCGUAGCUACACCCCAUGCUUGGAUGAGAAGUACCAAGAACGGCGGGAGCUGAUCGAUGCGGGAGAGGGUCCUUCCCUGCUCGACUCGUCCUCUCGAUUCCGCAGUCAGGGCAGCGCGAUUGAUUCGGCCGGUAUCGAUGGAAUGGAUACGGAAAUGAUCUCGGACGAAGAUGAUGCCCCGUUUGGGGACGCAUCAGCAGCAGCAGCAGCAGCAGCAGCAGCAGCGGCAGCGGCAGGAAGAGAUCCGGCCGAAGGUGGUCCAUCUACGUCGAAGGGAACCGCAGGUGGCCAACAGUCGUCCAAGCGCAAGGAGCAACUUGCGUCCUUCAAGAAGGUAACGAAAAAGGGCCGCGAGCGUAACUAUCGUGAGAAGGACACGAAGAAACGGUCGUCGCGAGAUCGUGGCCGGCGUGGAAACGACGCGAACGAACACGAUGACGCCGAAAGAGACGGACGUAAUGGGGACGGUGAUGGGGAGAGUGGCGCCGAAGGCAGGAAGUCGGACGACCGUCGGAAUCGACCCCGUCGACCGAAGCGGAAAGAGUUGCCCCGCUACGACAUUCGGUCGAUCAUAGCCGAGAAAAGGCCUCGCAUCUACAAAGAUCCGUUCGGCCGUGACAUUACACCGAAGCGACGGUCACGCACGUCCCGUUCUCCGACGCGCAGCCGAUCACGCGACCGACGCAACAUGUCCAUCUCGCUCUCACCCGAACCGAUGCCGGCGGUACGCUCGCGCGGUCCUACAGCCGGUUUCGGAGCGUCCCGAAGGCGUUCCAUAUCACCAGCGCUUCCAGCGCGCCACCGUGGUCGGUCCCCACCACCGCACGGAGUUCGUUCGCCCAUGCCCUCCUUCGCCCGCCGGUCGCCCCGUCGGUCUUCAUCGCGAUCACGCUCUCGUUCGAGAGGUGGUGGGGGCGGUGUCGGACGCGCUGGACCACUUGGCGGAAUGCGAUCACCUUCCCCCCGCUCACCACCACCAGCGCGUGGCCGCUUCGGGCGUUCGAUAUCCCGCUCGCGGUCCCAUUCGCCACCUUCCCACCAUCGUCCUGCGGUGCGUCGCGGCAGCUUCCGCCGAUCGCUUACACCCUCGCGUUCGCGCUCACCGCCCGACCGACGCGCAGCGCGUGCGAAAAAGAAAGCCAAGCGGAAGAAGCGCCUGGUGUCGGUUAGUCGUAGCAGAAGCCGCAGCAGAAGUCGUAGCCGCAGCCGCAGCCGUAGUCGCAGUCGCAGCCGAAGCCGUAGCCGAAGUCGGGGUCGCGGUCAUAAAGCGGCCCUCGCAGCACGCAACGCCGCUGGGCGUAAAAAGAAGAAUAAAAUCCGUCGCAGCGUGACACCCCCGGUGGCAAAAAGCAUCAACAAGAAGCAAAAGAAAAAGAAGGACCGUAAGCGAUCACUUUCAUCGCCGGUGGGGGGUGGUGGGUCGCGGUCGAGGUCGCGCACCCCACCGGCAGGUUCAAUGCUGCCGUCAUCCGGCAUACUUACCGAACGCUUCGGCAAAGGAUCCGGUGGACAGCGGCCGCGCGACAACACGUCCUGGACGCCGCCGCCUCUUCCACCGCUGAACGGCAGCACGCGUGCGAAAGCCACCAACGGACCGUCGGCUGCGUCAGCAUCGGGCGCAGCCAACUUGACCGUCAUUCUCACAAACGAGGAAGCGCUGGCGAAGCAGCAGGAGGAUCGGGAAGGGCGCAGCAGCAAGCAGGCGCGCAAGGAGGCACGACGCCGGGAGCGGGAGGCCCGCGAGAAGAAUGCCACUCUGCCCUCGAAGGAAGUAUUUACAUCGGGUGAUAAUAUUCUUGUAAGUGUUAGCUUUAACGAUAAGAGUGCAUCGUCGGUAGCGGCAUCGGGCUCAACGGGCAAGGACGGUGGACACGAUAAGGCACGGGCGGACCAUCACCACCACCACCACCACCACCAUCACCACCAUCAUGGCCUUGAGCGACCGGGUGGCAAGCAGCAGCAGCAGCAGCAGCAGCAGCAGCAGCAGCGGCAAAAGGACUCUACGGCCGCCCCCGGUUCCAGCUCGGCGGGCAAGCGGCAGCGGGCAGGGGAUGGCGAGCGGCCAAAGACUAAGCGACUCGACGGUCGGCUAAAGCAACGCACGCGUCCCACCGUUGACGUACCAACCAAACCGGUUGUAAUUAUCGAUCUGGAUGGUUCCCCGUUCCGCGUGCUGACACCGUCACCGAAGGCCGUUAUCGUGCUGUCGGACAGUGACACGGAGAAGGAUAAGGAACGACGCGGCGCGGGAACGGUGGGUGCGGGUGGCAGUGCGGGACUCUCCACGGCUGGUGCGAACAUCGAUCCAUCGGCUGUUGGUGCGGGUGCGGAGAAAACCAGCAGCAGCAACAAUGCUGGUGGAGGUGUAGGAUUGCUGUUGCGAACCGGUGGAGCACCGGGCAGUACGCUCGGCCAGUCGCUCGGAUUGAUGGAUGGGCCAGGCACGAGUAUGGCAACAGCGGCGGGUGGUGGUGGUGGUGCAGUAGCUGCGGGUACGUCGUCCGGCUCGAACGGUGGCGUGUUGCGGAAAACGCCACCCGAACGUCGCUCGUCGGUGGAUGACAUGUUUGGACCGAAAACACCGCCCGGAUUCCCCACCAGCAGCAGCAGCAACAGUGGAGGAGCCGGUGGUGGUGCCGGCCUUGGCAACCAGCAGUCGUUGAAGGCGAUGCAAGCACCAAAGUUCUCGAUGCAGGUCAAAACGAAAUCGACCAACGUGCGACCCGUCAACCCACUGUACGAUCCCGGCGAUCUGGACGAAGGCAAGGAGGAGGACGAUAGCCCCGAGCGGCAGGAUGGAACGGUGGCCGGUGACGGGCCCAUCAUCGGCGAGGAGGGUAGCGGUGACGUGCCCCAGUCACAGGGAGGCUUAGCAAUGGGGUACGGCACGGGUAGCGGUGUGGGUAGCGGUGCGAUAGCCACCGUAGGACCGAAUACGCCACCGGAGCCCGCCCCACAGUCACCAUCGCCCGAUGUGUACGAUCCUUUCGAACCGACCAAAUCGCCAUCCCCCUCGCCGACUCCGGGAGGUUCAUCCCGGGACCGAUCCGAUGCGCUCUCGAUUGGACGACUCUCGGACGAGGAGCAAAGUAAGGCGACCAACAGAGAGGGUCCCGGGUCCGGUUCGGGGACCGAUGGCAGCGGCAUCAAAAUGCUGGACAGUGUCACGGCCGGAAGUGUGGCUGGACCGAACGAUACCAUGAACGGCGGUGGCAACGUCGGAACGUCCGGCGUAGACUCACGCACCCCUCCCCAACCGCUAAUGGGACGCAGCAAUGGUAACAGCAGCAGCAAGGUCACACUGCUAAGCAACAUCGUGCUCGGUGGGUCAGCGACGAACGCGAGCGCGACGAAGGUAGCGGAUCAGGCCGGUGCCAAUUCCGAUUCGGACGUCAUCUUUGACGAGUUUGUACCAUCGGCGAGCGGAGCGAACAGCAACAACCUUAUCUCGAAGCUGCCACUCCCACUGGCCGGUACGGCCGGUGGGCAACAGGGACAGUCGGGUGGUGGUAAGUUUGGUGACUUCAUGAACCCGACCGACUCGCCCUACUCGCCCGGGGCGAGUGAUUUCGACGAUCUGUUUGAACCGCCCGGCGGCGGUGGCAUGGACAUGCCUGACUCGCCACCGAUGCAUUCGACGCACGCCGGCGGUAAGCAGCAGCCAAACCAUCAAUCGAACGCUCAACUCCAACCGGGCGGACGGUCGUCGAAACCGAUGCCACCGACGAAAGCGGCCAAAAAAUCGACCAACCAGUUCGAUUCCCUGUUCGGGUCAUCGCCGAACCAGCAGCACGGUGGCAAGCCGGGUGGCCGCAGCCGGAAGGGGCCGCACAAACGCUCGAAAGGAGGAAAAUCCAACCAAAAAGGUGACACCGCUAACGAUGAAAAUCCGUCUAAUCUGUCGGAUAAGGAGAAGUACCUGAAGAAACUCAACCGUCUCGAACGCGUUGUCGAGGAGGUCAAACUGGUCAUCAAACCUUACUACAACAAGAAGCAAAUCAACAAGGACGAAUACAAAGAUAUUUUGCGCCGCGCGGUGCCGAAGAUCACUCACAGCCGCACCGGCGAAAUAAAUCCUAUCAAAAUACAGAAGCUGAUCAAGGCGUACGUGCGCAAGAUACGCGCCAAGCGACGCCUGUCGAAGAAGGGUCCGGGUGGUACUACGAUUGGCGGGCUUGGAUUGCCGAUGGCAAACAAUAAUGCGAUCAUACUCUAAACGGCGCGCUUGAACCAGAAGCAAGCAAACGAAGGUGUAUGGAACGCGAUUCCUGUGUCCGCUGUAAAGAGUAAAGAGCAAAUGCGGGACGAACGAACGUAGAGGCGUAAGUGAACAAAGUAGGCAAAAUCAUAAAUCAUUAUUAUUCCACACGAUGGUGACACGGACGGCAGCGACACGCAAUAUCGAAUCGCGCGGCGAGAUCCUAUUCUGCAGCGAGUACGGAGUGUAAAAAUUACGAAACGAUUGUCAAAACAAAAAAAGGAAAGGAAAAGAAAGUUUAUCAAGCAGCGUAGCAGCGUAGGGUAUGGUAUUUUUAAUUCUAAUAAUGAUUAGUAGUGAGUAGCAUUAUAUGCAUAAGGUUCAUCAGUUGUAACGCGUCUUUUAAGUGAAAAUGCUGUCGUUAGUUGUGUGUGUGUGUGUACAGCGAGGCGUGAACCCUUCCCCCCCCCCUCCCCCCGCAGUACGCCGUAGGAUAGGAUGCCUUUUCUGUAAUCAUACACGGUUUAUUAAUGGUAAAAAUUGGUGCCCACCCCCCACCCCCCCCCCCCCCAUCUUCUUUCUUCCGCUAAAGUUGCUGGCCCUGUCUUAAAUGAAGCAGAAUUCCAUUGCGCGACGGAAGGCUACACAGUACAUAGCGCACGCAUAGAGCUCGGUUCUUUCGCAUUCACGCCGGCCAACACCGAUCGCCGGUGGCAGCAAGCAAAGUCAACUAAACCGUGUAGUAGUAGUAGUCGUUCGUGUAGUAUAAAACAUUUAAAAUUAAUUUGCGGAUCGGUAACGGAUUCGGUUGCGUGCGAGCGCAGUGCCAGCAGGAGUGAAAUCGAAACUGCUGAUGCUUGCGGGAGAGAGACUUUGAACAAAAAACAAAUCUACUAACCUUACUGUUUUAGAUGCAAACAUACUGGCAAAAGGGCAAAGCGUGCGAGUAAGAAGAAAAGAAUGUUAAACACCUGUUCGGCGUGUAACGGUGGUAGUAAGUAGAAAUAGUAAUAACGGUAGGGCAUACGUAGAACACAGGAUCCGUGUGAGUAGCAAACAGCAAACAUUAUUCGGCGCCUGCCCGAACUAUAAACAGUGUUAGUGCAUAAGUAACAUUAGAGCCCGCUGGACAUUGCGGCACUGGCAGCGUCAACAACAACCCCGUCAGAGAUCGUGAAAGGGGGGUUUCAUAUUCCUUUCGCGGUGUGUGUGUGUGUGUGUGUGUAUGGAGGAAUCUGUAACCCCGGGGCUGCAAAUUAACCGUGGCGGAGAAGGUGGCACCACGGUGACUGCUGCCGCCUGUUGUCUGCCGGCAAAGCAAAACAGAUGUAAGGCUUCAGAUAUUUAUAGAUUGAUUGUAUUAUAGACAAAUGGCAAUCUGUGGUGUUGGCGGCAAGGCAACCACUUGAAGGAGAGAACUAACCGCUUAUCAAUUACGAUUCGCCCGUGUUUGGGUGUGUGUGGAUAACUUUAGACGAGACCGGGCAAGCAAUGCAUGCCCAGAUAGAAUCCUUCCCUCACUAUCCCUGUUGUCACACCCUAAACGCUAAAGCAGGAUUAAUAUACAUAUUUAUUAUCGUAAUAUCUACUGCACCCACACACACACACAUACUACAGUCACGCGCCUAGCAUAUGAUAAUACACAAGCAGCACUCGUACGAUCAGGCAUCGUUGGCUGGCAGCGCGAACACACUAAGGUGAUAGCCGGCCAAUGAUGGGUACCCGUACCCGGUUCCCGAAUAUUGUAUGUGCUUUUCAUGGCUCAAUUAAUGCGAAUCGAAUUCCUUCAUUCUCACUGCACGCCAACCGUCAACCGGGCGCGCGAAGCACUGAACUGAGUGAAUUAUAAAGCCGGUAAAGAUUAUAUUUAUGAGCGGUUUCUAGACCACCGCGCGCUGUGUAUUUUCUAAUGUUGUCUAACUCACACCUAGCUACUCGUGGAAUGAUUGCGAAAACGAAAGGGAAAUGUGAAGAGCAACACAGCACGACGAGACGUGGUUUGUGUGUCGAAAUGGUGAAAGGAAAGGAUGUGAAAAGGCAUGAAUGAAGCACAGUGAUCGUCGUGCUAUCUGUGGCGCCCGAACCAUAGGAGGGUGUAAUGGUAAACUUCAGCCCACACACAGAGACAGUCACGGCAAAUUUGGAACUGGAAAGAAACAUUUGGUUUAAUAAAAAUGCUACUAUUUAAGCAAAAUGAAAAA